Molecule: messenger RNA, 638 nt
Organism: Ochotona curzoniae (black-lipped pika)
Lineage: Eukaryota; Metazoa; Chordata; Mammalia; Lagomorpha; Ochotonidae
Product: transmembrane channel-like protein 1
Exons: 5
Coding region: 50-508 (152 amino acids)
Biological process (GO): detection of mechanical stimulus involved in sensory perception of sound; vestibular reflex
Cellular component (GO): plasma membrane
Molecular function (GO): mechanosensitive monoatomic ion channel activity
Source: RefSeq, a predicted model, not a curated record
CUUUGCUCCGAGUCUCCCGGGCAUCAACAUCCUUCGUCUGCACACGUCCAUGUACUUCCAGUGCUGGGCCGUGAUGUGCUGCAACGUCCCCGAGGCUAGAGUCUUCAAGGCGAGUCGCUCCAACAACUUCUACCUGGGCAUGCUGCUGCUCAUCCUCUUCCUGUCCACCAUGCCGGUGUUGUACAUGAUUGUGUCCCUCCCGCCGUCCUUCGACUGUGGCCCUUUCAGUGGCAAAAAUCGGAUGUUCGAAGUCAUUGGCGAGACCCUGGAACAUGACUUUCCCAGCUGGAUGGCGAAGAUACUGAGGCAGCUCUCGAACCCCGGACUGGUCAUUGCUGUUGUGCUGGUGAUGGCUUUGACCAUCUAUUAUCUCAAUGCUACUGCCAAGGGCCAGAAGGCAGCAAACCUGGAUCUCAAAAAGAAGAUGAAAAUGCAAGCGCUGGAGAACAAGAUGCGGAACAAGAAGAUGGCGGCCGCCCGCGCAGCCGCAGCUGGUGGUGGCCAGUAACUCGCACAGAUAUCUGGACGGUUUCUUUCUGUUGAAGAAACAACCCCUUGUUCUACCCCAGACGGAUUAUCAAGGUCAUGUUCUUGCAUAAAAGCAUCAUCAGUCCCACGUGAACCAGGGGUCUCCACCU